AGAACCUGCGCAACUCUUCUUCUUUUGUGAAUCACACGGACUUCACAGGCAUUAAAAAUGUUGGGUCCUAGUCUUUGACAGCGGCAAUGGAAUCUAAUUUCCCCCCUCACUGCUAAGAAACCAGAGUCUGACUUACCAGGAGAAAAAUGAUUGCUGUUUCACGGUCUUCCACAGAGAUUCUGACCAGAAGCAACUGUUGUUAAUAUUUAGCAGAUGGCAUCUUUCCAAAAGUUACCUUUGACUUUCCUGCUGCUGAUCGUUUUAGGUGACAUUCAAGCAGAGAGUGGUUGUUUAUCAUGUUCAGAACACAACAUUACAGAACUUGGAAAAGGCAUUAUCAUUAAAUGCAAGAAUAAUGGACCCAUUUUAAGUAUAGGAAUGACAUUCUGCACCACCAGGGGAAACAACUGUUCCAUCAAAGGUGUCAUCAACGAACAGAAGAGAAAUUUGACUGUUGGUGAAACAACACUGGAAAUUCAGAACUCUGUGGUUUUUCUGAAUAUUAACCAAGUAAAGAUAUCACAUGAAGGAAACUAUAGAUUAACAUAUGUAACUGAAGAGUGUAUGAAUCAACUGACCAUAUCUCUAGAGGUGUUUGCGCCAUAUACUAGCCCUCAAGUCAUAAAACGGAAUGACACUCUUGUUUGUACGGCAUCUGGAGGUUACCCAGAGGAAAAGCUCUAUUGGGUUUCUAAGGCUGGAACUAAUCUGACUCAUAACUCAACAUAUGAGUCUGUGAAAAAUGAGGAUGGGUCAUUCAGUCUAAGCAAUACCCUUCAGCUGGAAUCUCCUCUCUCUGAAGCUGAAUAUUGCUGUACUUUUAACAAGACAAGAGUUCCCAGCAGACAACCAGCCUCUGCAUGUAUGACACUUGAAAGUGUUACAACUUCCAUGAGUAAAACAGAAGAAACCACACUGGAAAAAAAUAGGAUACCAUUCAUUAUGAUUCCUUUUAUUUUGUUGGCUUUUGUUUUCUUUGCUGUCUUGUACAGAAGAAGGAAGAAAGAUGCAUCUUGGGCAAGAAGAAUUUCUAUUGUAGUUGGAAGAAAAGACGUGCUUAUCCGUCUUAAUUAAAGGUCAUGAUCUUCAGGCAUUGGACAAGAUUUAAAUUCUGUUUGCUUUAAGUACUUUAAACUCUGCAUACUCUUCCAGUCCAGCAUCAGAUAAGUAAUGGGAUCUAAAUUGAAGCUUGCCUUGGAGAAGUCAGAUGCUCUUGAAUUCAUGUCCUUUUCUGAAAACUGGAGAAAUAAAACCUACAGAUGUAAAUAACAAUGAAGAGAUUGAAAAGUUUAUCAAUUGUUAUCAACAGGACACAGAUUAAAAAAUAUGGGCUACAAGAAUUAAAUGUAAUUAUCAUGAACAACUUUGAAAGACUUGGCA
Candoia aspera is the source of this 1380-nucleotide messenger RNA. RefSeq lists its product as uncharacterized. Bases 214 to 1074 code for a protein of 286 amino acids. Gene Ontology annotation, biological process: negative regulation of T cell proliferation; immune response; positive regulation of T cell proliferation. Lineage: Eukaryota; Metazoa; Chordata; Lepidosauria; Squamata; Candoiidae. The transcript is spliced from 6 exons. Gene Ontology annotation, cellular component: external side of plasma membrane. The record is from RefSeq and is a predicted model, not a curated record.